This is a messenger RNA of Thunnus maccoyii (southern bluefin tuna), 3348 nucleotides long. RefSeq names its product wingless-type MMTV integration site family, member 10a (gene wnt10a). The coding region runs from base 59 to 1321 and encodes 420 amino acids. Lineage: Eukaryota; Metazoa; Chordata; Actinopteri; Scombriformes; Scombridae. The transcript has 5 exons. Gene Ontology annotation, cellular component: extracellular region. Gene Ontology annotation, molecular function: frizzled binding; cytokine activity. The record is from RefSeq and is a predicted model, not a curated record. Gene Ontology annotation, biological process: canonical Wnt signaling pathway; cell fate commitment; neuron differentiation.
GUCAUCAUCCAAGACACAUUUCCAGAGUAAAGAUGCUUUAAAUGAAAACAGGCACAAAAUGGAUCACUCAAUCCUCAGAAUGACAUGCGUCUUGGUGGUGAUCUGUCUCUUGGAUAAAAGGGUAGACUCCAAUGAAAUCUUGGGCCUGAAGCUCCCCAACAUCGACCCGAUCCUGAAUGCCAACACCGUGUGUUUGACUCUGCCGGGGCUAACGCGGCGCCAGUUGGAGGUGUGCAUGCGUAACCCAGAUGUGACAGCUUCAGCAAUCCAGGGAAUCCAGAUUGCCAUCCACGAGUGCCAGCACCAGUUCAGAGGGCAUCGCUGGAACUGCUCCAGCCUUGAGACUAGGAACAAAAUACCCUACGACAGCAUAGUCUUCAAGAGAGGUUUUAGAGAGAGUGCCUUUGCAUAUGCCAUUGCAGCAGCAGGCGUGGUGCACGCAGUGGCCAACGCCUGCUCUAUGGGCAAACUGAAGGCGUGCGGCUGUGACGAGAAGCGCCGCGGUGACGAGGAGGCCUUUCGCAUCAAACUGCACCGCUUGCAACUGGAGGCCAUCCACCGGGGGAAGGGCAUGGUACACGGUGUCAUGGAGCACUUCCCCGCUGACCUGCCGGGACCCCAAGACUCCUGGGAGUGGGGCGGCUGCAGCCCCGAUGUGGAAUUCGGAGAGAAGUUCUCUCGGGACUUCCUGGAUGCCCGCGAGACCUACAAGGACAUCCAUGCCCGUAUGAGGCUGCAUAAUAACAGAGUUGGCAGACAGGUGGUUCUCGACCACAUGAGGAGGAAAUGCAAGUGCCACGGGACGUCGGGGAGCUGCCAGCUGAAGACCUGCUGGCAGGUCACCCCUGAGUUCCGGGUGGUCGGCUCAAUCCUCAAAGAGCGCUUCCACAUCGCCACGCUCAUCAAGGCUCACAACCGGAACACCGGGCAGCUCGACCACUCUCACCACAACAACCACAACAACCACCACAACCACCAUAACCAUCACAACCACCACCACCAUCACCACCAUCAGAACAACCACCACAAUCACCACCAUCACACGCAUCGGAGGCGGCCAAGCAUCAACGAACUGGUCUACUUUGAAAAAUCGCCAGAUUUCUGCGAGCGGGACCUGGGGUCGGACUCAGCGGGCACGCAGGGCCGGAUCUGCAACAAGACCAGCCCCGGCAUGGACAACUGUGAAAGUCUGUGCUGUGGGAGAGGCCACAACAUCCUGCAGCAGACACGGAGCGAACGCUGCAACUGCAAGUUUCACUGGUGCUGCUACGUGGUCUGUGAACAGUGCAGGAUAACAGAGUGGGUCAGUGUCUGUAAAUGAAGAAAAACACCAAAAGACUACAUGAUAAAAACAAAGAAAGAAAGAACAGACUCAAUAAACAUUAUUAAUUUGAAAGGGGAACAUGACCGUUAUACUGUUUGUGCCCCAUUACUUUUUGCGGUGGACUGCUGUUUUCCUUUCCAGAACUGAAGAGCAAGGACGGAGUGUGAAGCAGUUGAGCCAGCAGAAAGAUAGAUGUGCAUGUUGGUAAGAGUGUGCGUAUGCAGCACAACUCAGAGAGCACGGAUGUUCUGCGUUCCUGUCGAUACAAAGUAACACAGUUACAUCAGCUAAAUGUCUGAAAAUUCAAAUAUCUGAAAGCGACAAAUGAUUAUUGUUUCAACGUUUGUUGACUGGCAUACUGCUGCAUGGGAUUCAGAUGAGCUAAGAGGAAGUAGAGAGUAAGCAGUAGAUUGCAGUCAAGAGAAAAAAAAAUCUUUAUAGCACCAGAGAUAUACUGUAAAAGGGGAAAAGGCUGAGAUCUGCGUUCCAAUGAAACUCAAAAAGCGGGGGGAGGACAUCAGAUUUUUUUUUUCUUUCCAAACCAAUCAUACAAUAUAUACGAUAGUCCCCCCCAUCACCAAUACGACCAUGAUUUACAGCAUAAACACCAUGUUACACAGUGUUUUUCAGAGACAAAUAUAGACUGUUUCACACAGCAGGAUUCACUGUGCACAGGAUUUGUCACAGCACAACACACCUGGAGCACCUAAGGAUUUAGUGCCUUGUUCGAGGGCAGUUCUGAAGUUUCAGUGUUUAUAGCAGCUAUCAGGUUACAGCUAGAACACAUCCCUAUCAAAGAAGCUGAAAACCAGGGGAUCAUCGUCUGGCUCAACUGACGCUCUAUAAUUGUAUCAGUCAAUAUUACUAUGUUGUGUGCAUAAUGUAAAACGCAGCUAACAGGGCUAAAAAAAGGCAGACAGGAGUCCCAGGAUGAUUUCUAUUAUAAGGUUGCAUUAAAGGAGAAAACUUUUUACAAUAAAGGAUGACCACCGUGGAAAGGAGGACUUUACAACAAUGAUUAAUAAUGGAUAAAACUUAAGCCAAUCUAAAGUCUGGUCUGAUAGUUUGAUUGUUGAUGCUGCUUCCUGGGAUUUCUCAUAACAGACCUUAACAACUGAAAACAUUUCCUUCCCUUUUAACGGAGGAUUUAAUCACACAAAUCAGCGUCAAAUAGAAGAACAAGCACCUAUAGGCCUAUAUACACUAUAAGGUUCUUUUUGUGAAUCAAUUUGAGAAUCGCUGUUUGAAAAACCAUCAUGACACAAGCUUGCACCGCUGUUUUGAGAUCAUGUAUUACAACCUCCCCAAUCACAGCACAGAUACAUCGUCCUGAAUUAACAUUAUCCAAAACGUUCCAUGUGUUGUCUAUGUUGUAUGUGCGAUGUAAAAUAAGAGGAUUGUCAGAGUACAGUGCAUAGGAGACCCUCAUAUUAAUUUAUCAAGUGAAGUUGGAUUUCAUUUUCAGCAUGAUCUGAACAGCAAUGUAAAUAAAAUAUAAUAAUGCUGCAUAAUAAUCAAUUAAUUUGACUUAUAGGAAACUGAGUGCACAUGAACAGGCUUCAGUUCCUCGCACUAUAAACACCCAAGGCUGUCAUCAAUCAAAGUGUUUCCUGUUUUGUGAUGCAAUGCACUGUGUGCGACACUGUAAGCUUCUUGUAAUAUAUCUACACUCACUUUCCUCACACUUCUUCAACGUGUACAUAUGUUCAACCGAUAUUCUGAUGUCAACUUCCGGCUAUAGAAAUAACAAAGCUGACAUGGAUUUCUGCCAUAUGCACAUUUUGAAGAUCAUAUUUGGUCUCAAGUAACGUGUAUGAGUUGUACUGUACUGUUUUUAUCAGACAGUGUAAUUUAUUUUUAAUUUUUUUUUUCAAAAAUGUUUCUGUGUUGAAAGCAGAGGGAAAAAAAAAUCUGGAAUUAUGUUUCUGGUGUUACAGAUUAUUUUGAUUCUGAUAAGUAGUUUGCACACACAGAACUGUGUCCAGGAGAACUCUGGGAGAUAUCAGCAAUAUGCAUUUUUUUCA